Messenger RNA from Asparagus officinalis (garden asparagus), 564 nucleotides. RefSeq names its product homeobox-leucine zipper protein HAT4-like. The record is from RefSeq and is a predicted model, not a curated record. The transcript is spliced from 3 exons. Lineage: Eukaryota; Viridiplantae; Streptophyta; Magnoliopsida; Asparagales; Asparagaceae. Gene Ontology annotation, biological process: regulation of DNA-templated transcription. Gene Ontology annotation, molecular function: sequence-specific DNA binding; DNA-binding transcription factor activity, RNA polymerase II-specific. Bases 1 to 564 code for a protein of 187 amino acids. Gene Ontology annotation, cellular component: nucleus.
AUGGCAGCAGGGAGUGAAGAUCUAAGGCUAAGCCUGAGCCUUUCCUCCUCCGAAAACUUUUUCCCAUUGAAUCUGACAUUAUCGCCUCCUUCAACUUCACCUUCAAAAGCUAUCAAUGGCGAAACCGAAGAAGAGGCAGAAGCAUGGUCACCGGUGAGUACAUUGUCCAGUCUGAGCGGGAAGAGACGCGAGAGAGACGAUAAUGAGGUUGAAGAAGAUGGACAGAAUUCCUUCAAGAAACUCAGGCUGUCCAAAGAGCAGACGACGGUACUUGAAGAAAGCUUCAAGGAGCACAACACUCUGAAUCCAAAACAGAAGCAGGGUUUGGCGACGCAGCUUAACCUGCGGCCGAGACAGGUGGAAGUCUGGUUCCAAAAUAGAAGAGCAAGGACUAAGCUAAAGCAGACAGGAGAAGAAUGUGAGUACCUGAAGAAAUGGUGCCAGAAGCUAGCCGAAGAGAACAGCAGGCUUCAGAAAGAGGUCGGAGAGCUGAGAGCACUGAAAUCAGUAUCAUCCAAUUCUCCAACUCCUCCCACAGCAUCACCACCUCCUCUUUUGAUCUGA